UUUCCUUCUUUUUAUUUCCGCCUGUCAAGAAAAGAGGAAUUCACGAGUAAAACUUCUUAAAUAAAAUAAAAAAAUAAAAUAAACCAUGGAAAAACCAACCGUUUGCGCUCGUGUUAUUAAAGUUCUUGGUCGUACCGGAUCCCAGGGACAAUGUACACAAGUUAAAGUUGAAUUUUUAGGUGAACAAAACCGUCAAAUUAUCCGUAAUGUUAAAGGUCCAGUAAGAGAAGGCGACAUUUUAACACUUCUUGAAUCUGAAAGAGAAGCAAGAAGAUUAAGAUAAAGAUGUUUCAGAUGAUUCAAAAAAUUAUUCGUAAGGUAUUUGAAUGGAUGAAGUAAAUAAUUCUGAACUGGAAUGUUGAUUGUAUUCUAUACUUUCAUUGAAUAAAGAAGCAGUAACAAGAAAA
Molecule: messenger RNA, 407 nt
Organism: Condylostylus longicornis
Lineage: Eukaryota; Metazoa; Arthropoda; Insecta; Diptera; Dolichopodidae
Gene: RpS28b
Product: 40S ribosomal protein S28
Exons: 2
Coding region: 86-283 (65 amino acids)
Biological process (GO): maturation of SSU-rRNA; translation; ribosomal small subunit assembly
Cellular component (GO): ribosome; cytosolic small ribosomal subunit
Molecular function (GO): structural constituent of ribosome
Source: RefSeq, a predicted model, not a curated record